This is a messenger RNA of Mucor velutinosus, 1260 nucleotides long. Its product is annotated as Cytoplasmic dynein 1 intermediate chain 2. Bases 1 to 1260 code for a protein of 419 amino acids. The transcript is spliced from 3 exons. Gene Ontology annotation, biological process: protein polyubiquitination; regulation of mitochondrial fission. The record is from RefSeq and is a predicted model, not a curated record. Gene Ontology annotation, molecular function: zinc ion binding; ubiquitin protein ligase activity. NCBI's taxonomy places the organism in Eukaryota, Fungi, Mucoromycota, Mucoromycetes, Mucorales, Mucoraceae. Gene Ontology annotation, cellular component: mitochondrial outer membrane.
AUGUCUCAUUUUCGUUGUCCAAGUUCAUCCCUCGUUGAAGAAGCUGGAUUGUAUGCAUAUCAACCUAUUUCUGGUCUAGACGAGAGUCAGUUAUUUGCGGAAGAUGACGAAUAUCCUAGCGCUCAUACAAGUCGAAGCACAAGCAGUACCAAUAUAACCACCAUCUAUAAUCAUGGCAGCACCAAUAACGCAUCUGCAACUACGUCGAGUCAUGCCAGCAAUCAUAAUGGCUACAAUAGUAAACGGUGCUGGAUUUGCUUUGGAGAGGAGACGGAUUCUGAAGGGAGAUGGGUCAAUCCUUGUCAAUGCUCUCUAGUGUCUCACGAACAGUGCUUACUAGAUUGGAUUGCAGAAAACCAAAAGAAUACGCCAUUGAAGAAAGUUUCAUGCCCACAGUGUAACUCGGCUUACGUUUUGUCUGAAACCCAUAGUAUACCGCUUGUUCUGAUGAGCAUUGCAGACAGCCUUGUUCACACGGCAGCACCAUAUAUCACUGUACUGGGAUUAGGAUGUUCCAUGUUGAUUACGUCUACAACAUUUGGUGCAUAUACAGUAUUGACAUUGUUUGGCACAAAAGAAGGGGAGAAGCUAAUAGGAAAUCCAGCUUAUUGGACUUGGCGAACCUGGCUUGGAUUACCAUCUAUUCCCGUUGCAUUGCUUGCCUCUCGUACAAAAUGGGCCGAUAAUGUAUUGCCAGCUGCCACGUUGCUCUUGUUGCGUAUUACUGGCAUCUCUUAUCCAUUGAAAAUCACAUGGCCUCCAUCACCCGCUGUUAUGUUUGGAUUGUUGCCUUGGGUCAGACUACUUUACAAUAACAUGUACUCGCUCUUGCAGAGAAAAGUGUCUCGAUCAUUGAUCCGUACCAGCAGCAGUAACAAUACCAACGCAAAUGACGGCCACCGACCAUCUCUAGCUAGAAGACGAACUACCGCGGAUGAUAUUGACAUUGAGGAUAAUGCAGACAUAGGCGCAAAUCAGGAUACAGAGGUGUUAUUCGGUAGAGAAGGUCGAGAUAUGAGCGUUACAGUGAUAGGAGCUUUAUUGUGGCCUACUAUCAGCAGCAUUGUAGGAAGUUAUCUAAACCACUCGAAAUUCGUACGACGCUAUUUCCCAGAACCAUUUCAAAGAAAUGUACUCGGUGGUUGUUUAUUUGUAGUUGCCAAGGAUAUUGCAAAUCUCUUUUAUAAAUAUGAGCGCAUUCGACGUCGUCGAUCUCGUCGAGUUGUAAAUUACAAUGAAAUGAAACGUCGUUCCAAAUAA